AUGGCAUGGGAGAAAAUGGCGAAAAAGAAAAAAUGUGUGAUACAAAUCAAAAACAAAGACGCCCUCUGUCUGGCAAGAGGUAUUGUCACCAUGAAAGAAAGAGCGGAUGAGGGGUCCCAUUACCAUAAUCUAAGACAAGGAAAACCCAUUCAAGAACGGUGGGCGCGUCUCCUGCAUCAAGAAGCAGGUGUUCCCGAAGGCCCCUGCGGGUUCGAGGAAUUGCAAAAAUUCCAAGAUUUCCUCGGACCACACGGGUACCAGCUUAUCGUGGUUGAACCCUCAAAAUGUUUAGUGGUCUUUAAAGACCCCACCUAUAAUGAAGCACCCCAUGUGAUUGGUCUCGUCAAGUAUAAUGGGCACUAUGAUGGAUUAACAAGUAUUCCUGCCCUCAUGAACAGAUCUUAUUAUUGCCGCCAUUGUGAUAGAGGCUAUGAUAGAGAACAGGCGUGUCACCAUAACUGCUUUGGCCAAAAUUGCUCGGCCUGUUGCCGUCAAAAUAAAACCUGUCCAAACUUUGCUACCUGGGUUAAGCCUACCGUUCAUUGCCCUGACUGCAAUUGUAUGUUUUAUGGGCAAGAUUGUUUUCAAGCGCACAAAACCAAAGGAAAGAAAAGAGGAGACGAAAGUAUUUGUGACAGAUGGAAGAAAUGCCCACUCUGCUGCGCUGAAUAUCAAGUCAAUCCCAAAAAACCACACAAAUGCUACCAUGUAACUUGCAGAAACUGUGGGGAAUUUACACAUGUCGCUCACCGUUGUUGCAUUCAGCCCAUUAAGGAAGAAGUCCCUCCACAGCCACGAGAGGACGCCUUUGAGGACCCCAUGUAUUUUCAAUUUGAUGAUGAUGAUGAUGAUGACGAUGACAAGAGAGGCCCCCCACCCCCACCUGUCUUGAACUUUGCAGAUAUAGAAUGUGCAAUCUCCGAGGACCGCGUGUUUCAACCCAACCUCAUCUGCUGGUCCAGUGAAGAGGAUGAGGAGACUCAUCAUGCAAGAACCAUUGAAGAAUUUUUAGAAGCUUGUGAGGCACUAACAGAAGUCGAAGAUGAUGAUCGACCCAGAAAAGUCAUCACCUUUUUUCAUAACCUCCGAGGUUUUGACGGUAACUUUGUUCUAGAAGCACUCUAUGAUCAAGGUCGUGCUGUGGAGAAUGCCUUAACCCAGGGGGCAAAAAUUUUAUAUUUUGAAAGCGGUGACCUCAUUUUUAAAGAUAGCCUCAAUUUCUUUGCCAUGCCCUUGGAAAGAUUUCCAGCUACAUUUAAUCUAACAGAGCUUCACAAGGGGUUCUUCCCGCAUGCCUUCAAUCGCCAAGAAAAUGUUAAUUAUUCAGGAAGUUACCCCCCAAUGGCAGAGUACGACCCAGAUGGAAUGAAUGAUAAGAAAAGAAAGGAGUUUAUGACGUGGUACCAGCAAAAAGUAGAGAGUAACGCCACCUUCAAUUUUCAAGAGGAGUUAUUAGCCUACUGUGAAAGUGACGUGAAACUUCUCAAAGAAGGGUGCCUUCCCUUACCAAAUCCAACACUGUUUUGAAUGUAAUUUUAAGCUAUUUUUGAAAACUGUUUUCAACCUGUUUUGUGAAAUAGGUUUUAAAUAGGGUAAAAAGUGUAUUUUUAAUGUAUUUUUCGACUGCUUUUAAAGGUGUUUUAACCUGUUUAAAACGCUAUUAAAAAAGAAUUUUUAAAGUAUUUUAAAAUGCUUUUAAAAUAUAUAAAAAAUUCCAGGGCUUUUGCAAGGCUCAAAACAGGUCAAAAACAGUUUUUAAAUACCUUAUAAAUCGGAAUAAAAACAGGAUACAAACAGUUUCAAAAACAUAUUUUAAUUUACUAUACUAUUUUAAACCUAUUUUUAAUGUCAAUUUUAAACGUAUUUUGAAAAAAACAGGUUUAAAAUAGGUACAAAAAUAUAUUUUUGAUAUAUUUUUCGACUGAUUUUAAAGGUGUUUUAACCUGUUUAAAACGCUAUUAAAAUGUUAUGCUUCAAAAUAUAUUUUAAUAGCUGUUUAAUCGGUUUCGAAAUUUAGUAAAAUACUCGUAUUUGCAAAUACAAUAAAAAUACUUUGAAAACAGUAUUAAAAUACCACAGAAGAAGAAAAGCAAUAGCACACAUAUAUUAUGAAUUAAAUACAUCAAAAAUAGGAUGCAAAAAUGCAAAAACAGUAUAAAAUUGUAAGAACAUAGCCUUAGAGUUGUCUGAAAACAGUAUAAAAAUCGGUCGAAAGAGCAUAAAAAUAGUACAAAAACAGGAUGGAAAUACCAUUUAAAUUCAUGAAAUAAAAUGAAUACAAAACCGUCGAAAACCUGAAAAAGCAAGAUUUACCUCGGCGAAAUUUCUCCACACAGUCCUAGGCUAGGACUUCAAGAGAAUUAUCUCUUAGCCGAUUACUUUACGUUGAUUUCCCUAAGAAUUCUCGGGAAAUUCUUAUGGAAUUUUUCAGAAAUGCUCAAAUCAAUCUCUAGCCUGUGUACAGACCCCUUCCCUCAAUAAAACUCGGGGGGGGGGGGGGGUAUGUACACAGGCUAUCAACCUUUGGCUUCAAAAGGGUAUAACGUUACUGACGUUACCGGUAAAUAUUAAUCUACAUGCAUGUAACUUACAUUGUUUAUUAUAUUCACGGCUUUACUCAAAUAUCAUCAGAAGCUUAAUGCAGGCUACGCCUGAACAUUAAUUAGUGGCUGAUAAAGAACAGCAUACGAAUAAAUUUACGCGAGAAUGAAAGAGGCCGGUGACGUGACAUCAAGUGACUGAGAUCAUUUAUACAAAACAGCGAGUCUCUGCAAGGAAUCCUGUAAAAAGUAAAAUUGCCAUACGGGCGCGACUAUAUAAAUGUUUACUACCCUUCAUUUGUUUCUCAUAUGGCGUAUAUCUAAGCGUCUUAGUAACAUUGUAUAUUUAAUACUUACAAUUAGACUGUUGGACUCUUCUCCUGAACCAGAACCUUUCAAAGUACAUAACAGUCGCUGAGGAGUUAUAACCAUUUUGAUUCGUGAUAAAAGCAACAUCUACGUGUUCCGACAAUCCGCAGAGUUGGAGUGUACUUUUGUAAGAUCAUAACAAACAGUAAAAUCAAGCGCAUUUAAGCUCACAGCAACCGCCCGGGAGCAACCGCCGGUUCAAUAAUUUGAAAUGAGCAAAGGACAAAGGACGGUUUGCUUAUCACGUGCAUUUGUCACAUCACCGCGGCGCGAAGUCGUGAUUUCAGUCGCGCGUGACAUCUCAAAAAUAAUAUGCCAUGCAUGUGCGGAAUAGUCUAUGAGAGAAAGAUAACCAUAUGUCGGAGUUUAUUCAGAUCUGAGCGUUGUUUCUUAGUGCAAUAUAUACGAGGUGAGAUCUUAGCUUGGAUAUAGUUUGUUUUAAUUAUUAUGAAAUUUCAAGGACUUAUUUUAGACAAAUCUCAAUUGACCGCGUGCAUCCGGUUCUCGACCCGCGGCUUCGGCUGUUUGCGAAAAAUUUCUACAUGAAAAUUAAAAUGUGAUUUUAAGAAUUUUCUUUUAAAAAAACUUAUGGAAUGUCCCGUAGCUGCAUUAAUUGAAUCACGGCUAAAAUCUAGGCGGAGAUUUUCGCAGAGAGCUUGCAGGUAAUGAACAUUGAGGAACGCGGAUUGAUCCUUUAUCGGCACACUGUCACAGUUACGUGUUGUCAGUCAAAGCUAAAAUCUAUUCCUAAUUUUCUUCUCUUUUUUCAAUUUCUUUUUGAUUUGCUGGGAGAUUUAAUUUUUGGCUCCGCCUCGAGCUUUAUUGAGAGAAGAAUCCGGUCCACAAUAUGACAGCUUGUUUUGAGUCAUUUAUGAACUCGUGACACGAAUAUGAAUCCUUAAAAAUUAACUUUGUGCAAUUGUUACUUUUAUAGUCUGAGUAUAAGUAUCCCAAAAUACAUUACAAUAUUGCACCUCAAUAAUAAUAAGUAAUAAGUACCCUAUUUUAAAGUAUUUAAAAUAAGGUCAGCAUUUGAUGUCUUUCAGCAGACUUUAAAUAUUUUAUGUACAAUCUGUUUUUAUAGUCAGAGUGUUGUGUGCCCAAAAUACAUGCAAUUCAAAUAGACCUCAAAACAGUGUUUAAGUACCCUAUUUAAAAGUAUUUGAAAUGCGGUCAGUAGUUAAGGACUUAAAACAUAUUUCAAAUAGUCUAUUUGAACUCUGUUUGUAACUUUGUGAGUGGAUGCGUCUCAAAAUACAUUUUCGAUACAACUCAAAACAGUGUUAAAGUACCCUAUUUAAAAGUAUUUAAGAUACGGUCAGCAUUUAGGCUCUCAAAACAUAUUUUAAAUAGUCUAUUUGAAUUAUGUUUGUAACUUUGUGAGUGGAUGCGCCUCAAAAUACAUUGUAGAUGCAACUCAAAACAGUGUUAAAGCACCCUAUUUAAAAGUAUUUAAAAAACAGUCGCAUUUAAGCCCUUAAAACAUAUUUCAAAUAGUCUAUUUGAACUCUGUUUGUAACAGUGUUAGUGGUUCUAUGCCCAAAAUACAUUUGAAAUACCCUAUUUUAAUCAUAUUUGUUAAACAAAAUACAUUGUAAAUUGAUGAGAGAGGUUUUCCUUUUGAUGAAAUAUAAUUUAACUACACUUAAGAUAUAUUCCAAACAGGGGCGAAAAUUUAAAUUUUUUUGUCAAAUAGGAUUAAAAUACAGGAAAAUAGUAUUCAAAUACUGAAAAUAUAUUUUAAGCACUUUAAAAUCAGUUUCAAAAUACAUAUGGUUUGGUAAGGGUUAAAUUCGUGAGAGAAUUUAAAGAUAUCGCUGGCUUUAACCCCCUGAUUCAAUCCGUGACCAUCGCCUCAGCGUGCAACUACUUCUGGCGCAAGGAAAAACUUGAAGAAGACCUCAUCGCCCUCGAGCCUCUAGGUGGAUGGCAUGGAAAUCACAUUAACCAAAGUAACAUCGCUCUGGAAUGGUUAUACUUCCAGGACCACCAGAGAGGAGGUAUGGGGCGUGUCCGCCACGUGCGUAACGGAGGGGAAGUGCAAGUCCUCACAGCAGCAGAAAGCUAUUAUGUAGACGGUUUUGAUGAAGAAACCAACACUGUAUUUGAGUUUUAUGGGUGCUGGUACCACGGCUGUCCCCAUUGUUUCAAGCACUACAGAGAUGUGAAAAGAAACUCCCACCAAGACCGCACCGUCAAUGAAGUAUACGAUGCUACCCUGAAAAAAGCUCUCCUGCUACGCCAAGCAGGGUAUACGGUCGUGGAAAAGUGGGAAUGUUUCUUCAAGAAAGAAAAGAAAACCGACCCAGAGUUACAAGCGUUUCUCCAAGAGUUGGAAAUGGUCCCUCCCCUCAAUCCACGUGACGCCUUCUAUGGAGGAAGAACAGGUGCAGUCGAAUUACAUUGUAAAGUCGAAGACCCUGAUCUCAUUAAAUAUGCAGAUGUGACGUCACUUUACCCGUGGGUCAACAAGUAUAUGGAGUACCCCGUCAGGUUCCCCCUCAUCUAUACGAAUCCUAGGGAUCAAGAUAUUCACCACUAUUUUGGCGUCGCCAAAGUGGACAUCUUGCCCCCCGAGUUUCUGUUCCACCCUGUCCUCCCCUACAGAGCUGGUGGCAAGUUGACCUUCCCUCUCUGUGCUGCUUGUGUGAAAGAGGAACAAGAAAAACCGUGGUUAGAGCGAACCAACAUCUGUUGUCACACGGAUCAAGAGAGAACCCUGAGAGGAACCUGGGCGACAAUCGAAUUACAGAAAGCUGUCGAGUUAGGGUAUCGCAUCCUCAAGAUUCAUGAAGUGUUCCAUUUCAGCGAAGAGGAUAGAAAGGUGGGGCUCUUCGCGGAUUAUGUAAACACUUGGCUUAAGAUCAAGCAAGAAUCGGCGGGAUGGCCAGAUGACUGUCACACCCCAGAAGACAAGCAGAAUUACAUCAGACAGUACCAGGAGCGGGAAGGGAUCACCCUUGAAAACGUCGCCAAAAACUCGGGAAGGAAACAAGUGGCCAAAAUGAUGCUCAACUCGUGAGUAUUUGUUUAUGUUUACAAUAACUUAACAUGCACUAAAAGUCUGCAUUUUAACCUUGUUAGUGGCAGGAAAAGUCUGCAUUUAAGAAACACCGUGUUGAAAGAAAGUACAAACACUCUUUGACCUAAAAAUUAGAAGGAAAUGUAUGGAUAAGUUGCAGACAAAGUCUGCAUGUUAACCACGUAAAAUGCAGACAAAGUCUGCAAGUUAAGAACCCCCAUUGAUUUGUUUUUUGUUGUUGUUGUUUUUCUCUUUGUCUCUCCAUUUUUCUAGCUUCUGGGGCAAAUUCGGAGAAAGAAGCAACAAGUCACAGACUCAGAAGUGCCCAUGCCCUCUAUGCUCUGCUGAAUGA
Molecule: messenger RNA, 6283 nt
Organism: Porites lobata
Lineage: Eukaryota; Metazoa; Cnidaria; Anthozoa; Scleractinia; Poritidae
Source: the annotation of a GenBank genome assembly